Molecule: messenger RNA, 1658 nt
Organism: Suillus clintonianus
Lineage: Eukaryota; Fungi; Basidiomycota; Agaricomycetes; Boletales; Suillaceae
Product: P-loop containing nucleoside triphosphate hydrolase protein
Exons: 8
Coding region: 124-1437 (437 amino acids)
Biological process (GO): mRNA export from nucleus; mRNA splicing, via spliceosome
Molecular function (GO): ATP binding; RNA helicase activity; RNA binding
Source: RefSeq, a predicted model, not a curated record
CAUUUAGAACAGCCGCAUUUUUGUGCUGUUGCUCUUUAACCUCAACCUUCUUCUCUUCUUGCUUGCUUUUUCUCCACUUCUGCCGACCACCUAUCUGACAACCUACUCUCUUUCUGCACAACAAUGAGCUCCCACGACAACGAGGAACUUAUCGACUAUGAGGAUGAGCACGACGUUAUCCCCAAUGGCACAGCUUCUGCUGCUGUUGCCAACGGGACAGCGGCGUCAGCAGUGGAUGGCGAGGUCGACAAAGACAAGAAAAACUUCUCCGGAAUACAUUCGACGGGCUUCAGGGACUUCUUGUUAAAACCUGAACUUCUGAGAGCCAUCAGUGACUUGGGUUUCGAGCACCCCUCAGAAGUUCAACAAGAAUGCAUUCCUCAGGCUGUUCUGGGAAUGGACGUUCUCUGCCAAGCAAAGUCAGGGCAUGGUAAGACAGCAGUCUUCGUGCUCGCGACUUUGCAGCAACUGGAGCCCGUCAACGGAGAAGUUUCUGUUAUUGUUCUCUGCCACACCCGCGAGCUCGCUUUCCAGAUCAAGAAUGAAUACACCCGCUUUGCCAAGUAUAUGCCCGACGUGCGGGUUGGCACAUUCUAUGGCGGCACCCCCGUUCAAAAGGAUGCGGAGACCCUUCGUGACAAGACACGCUGUCCCCACAUUGUCGUGGCCACUCCUGGACGACUCAAUGCCCUUACAAGAGACAAAAUUUUGGAUGCAAAGAACGUCAAGCACUUCAUUUUGGAUGAGUGCGAUAAAAUGCUAGAACAGCUUGACAUGCGUCGAGACGUCCAAGAAAUCUUCCGUGCAACACCUCACCACAAGCAGGUGAUGAUGUUCAGUGCCACGCUAGCGAAAGAAAUUAGGGCCACGUGCAAGAAAUUCAUGGCAAAUCCUUUGGAGAUCUUUGUUGAUGAUGAGACGAAGUUGACGCUGCACGGACUGCAACAACACUACGUGAAGCUUGAUGAGAACGCGAAGAACCGGAAGUUGAACGAGCUACUAGACACCCUAGAGUUCAACCAAGUGGUUAUCUUCGUCAAAUCAGUCGCAAGAGCUGUUGAGCUGGACAAGCUCCUAGUGUCUUGCAAUUUUCCUAGUAUCAGCAUUCAUUCAGGCUUGGCUCAAGAGGAACGUAUAAAUCGUUAUACUGCGUUCAAGGCCUUUGAAAAGCGCAUACUUGUCGCAACCGACAUUUUUGGUCGUGGCAUUGAUGUCGAACGGGUCAACAUCGUGAUCAACUACGACUGUCCGCCAGAUGCGGAUAGCUACCUUCAUCGUGUCGGUCGUGCAGGUCGUUUCGGGACGAAGGGUUUGGCGAUCACGUUCCAAUCAAGUGAGGCAGAUCAACAAGUCAUGUCUGCCAUCCAAUCACGCUUUGAAGUCGCUGUGCCCGAGCUUCCCGACCACAUUGAUCCUGCUACUUACAUGACGUCGUAAUUUCAUCUACGCUUAUCCAUUCUCGAUACUGUUGUUUUCUCGUUGUCUUCCUCCCAAACACUCCUCGAUUGUCUGAGCAUAUGUAAUGUUAUUUUAGUGGGUAGUCGAAUCCAUCAUUGUGCUUCCUAACUUGUGAUGAAGUCCAAGUUUUCUCAGUACGUUUGUCACGUUGUUACCACCGCCGAUCGACCCUACAUUUUCAACAACCCUUGGAGCGUUUG